CCCUCGGGGCCAUCAGUCUGUCUGUCCGCGUGCCAGUCUGUCCGCGCGGCCCCGCCCUGCGCGCCCCGCCCCCGGCCCCGCCCGAGCCCGCGGCCCGCGCGCCGCCCCUCACCCUUCCUCGCGGUCCCCUAUGGUUUCCACCUCGGUGCGGUCCUGGGUCGCAGCCCGGGCCUCGACCCCGCCCCCUCAGCCCGCAUCUCCCCCUCCCCCUUCCGGGCCCUGAAAAAGGGGUGACAGUGGCGGAGGGCCCGGGCUUGAGGAAAGGGGGCUGGUUCAGGGAAGGACCCGCGCGCCCCGUGAGGGCUUCCCCCCUGCAGGCGUCUGCCGAGGCUCCCUGGAAACCAGCCCCCAUCCCAGCGCCCUCCUCAGCAUCCUCAGCCCCAGUCACCCUCCCGACCACCACCCCCUGCUCCCAGCAGCCCCUUUCUCAUUCCUGAGCCCCACCCCCAUCUCACUCCAUCCCCUGCCUGACCCCUUUCUUUUUCAUUUUCAUCCCACGCCACACGCUCUCAAUCCUCCCACCGACAUCGAUCUGAACCUUUAUCGAAGUCUCUUCUCCCGCCGCUUCCCGAUCCUUCGAUCCUUACUCUACCCUCGAGGCCAACCUUGCGCCUCACGUCUCCGCUCCACUUGAGCCUUGGGGCUUCUCCAUCUCCUUGUCUUCAUCUCCCCCCCUCCAUACUGCUCCCGCUCAUUCAUCCAUUCAUUCCCUCGCUCCACAGACAUUCACUGAGACCUCCUCUGUGCAGGCCCCAUGCUCCAGGCACAGAAACAGUCAGAUCCCAUCCUGCCUUGGGGAGCUUCAUGGGCUGGCAGGGGACAGACUCUGAGGGCCCGCAGCACUGACAGCCUGGAUGGCCCAGGGGAGGGCUCAGUGCAGCCCGUACCCCCUACUGGGGGGCCCGGCACAAAAGGGAAGCCAGGGAAGAGGCUGUCAGCUCCUCGAGGCCCUUUCCCCCGGCUGGCUGACUGCGCCCAUUUCCACUAUGAGAAUGUUGACUUUGGCCACAUUCAGCUCCUGCUGUCUCCAGAGCGUGAGGGCCCCAGCCUCUCUGGAGAAAAUGAGCUGGUCUUUGGGGUACAGGUGACCUGUCAGGGCCGCUCCUGGCCAGUUCUCCGGAGCUAUGACGAUUUCCGUUCUCUGGAUGCCCAUCUCCACCGGUGCAUAUUUGACCGGAGAUUUUCCUGCCUCCCAGAGCUCCCUCCACCUCCAGAAGGUGCCAGGGCUGCACAGAUGCUGGUGCCACUGCUGCUGCAGUACCUGGAGACCCUGUCAGGACUGGUGGACAGUAACCUCAACUGUGGGCCUGUGCUCACUUGGAUGGAGCUGGACAACCACGGCCGGCGCCUGCUCCUCAGUGAGGAAGCCUCCCUCAAUAUCCCCGCUGUGGCCGCUGCCCAUGUGGUCAAGCGCUACACUGCCCAGGCACCCGAUGAGCUGUCCUUUGAGGUAGGAGACAUCGUCUCCGUGAUCGACAUGCCACCUACAGAGGAUCGGAGCUGGUGGCGGGGCAAACGGGGCUUCCAGGUCGGCUUCUUCCCCAGUGAGUGUGUGGAGCUCUUCACAGAGAGGCCAGGGCCUGGCCUAAAGGCAGAUGCUGACAGUCCCCUGUGUGGCAUCCCAGCUCCCCAGGGUAUUUCUUCUCUGACCUCAGCUGUGCCCCGGCCACGUGGGAAGCUGGCAGGACUCCUCCGCACCUUCAUGCGCUCUCGUCCUUCUCGCCAGCGGCUGCGCCAGCGGGGAAUCCUGCGCCAGAGGGUAUUUGGCUGUGAUCUUGGAGAGCACCUCAGCAACUCAGGCCAAGAUGUGCCCCAAGUGCUGCGCUGCUGCUCUGAGUUUAUUGAGGCCCAUGGUGUGGUGGAUGGAAUCUACCGGCUCUCAGGCGUGUCCUCCAACAUCCAGAGGCUUCGGCAUGAGUUUGAUAGUGAGAGGAUCCCUGAGCUGUCUGGCCCCGCCUUCCUACAAGACAUCCACAGUGUGUCCUCCCUCUGCAAGCUCUACUUCCGGGAACUGCCCAACCCUUUGCUCACCUACCAGCUCUAUGGGAAGUUCAGUGAGGCUAUGUCAGUGCCUGGGGAGGAAGAACGCCUGGUGCGAGUCCACGAUGUCAUCCAGCAGCUGCCUCCACCACACUACAGGACCCUGGAGUACCUGCUGAGGCACUUGGCCCGCAUGGCGAGACACAGCGCUAACACCAGCAUGCAUGCCCGCAACCUGGCCAUUGUCUGGGCACCCAACCUGCUACGGUCUAUGGAGCUGGAGUCAGUGGGGCUGGGUGGGGCAGCUGCCUUCCGGGAGGUCCGGGUGCAGUCCGUGGUGGUGGAGUUCCUGCUCACCCACGUGGAGGUCCUGUUCAGCGAUACCUUCACCUCUGCUGGCCUGGACCCUGCAGGUCGCUGUCUCCUUCCCAGACCUAAGUCCCUUGCGGGGAGCAGUCCCUCCACCCGCCUGCUGACACUGGAAGAAGCCCAGGCAAGAACUCAGGGCCGUCUGGGAACACCGACGGAGCCCGCGAUUCCUAAAACGCCCGCCUCGCCAGUGGAAAGAAGGAAAAGAGAGAGGGCGGAGAAACAAAGGAAGCCAGGGGGUAGCAGCUGGAAGACUUUCUUCGCUCUGGGGCGGGGCCCCAGCAUACCGCGGAAGAAGCCGCUGCCGUGGCUAGGUGGCAGCCGAGCCCCGCCACAGCCUUCAGGCAGCAGACCUGACACUGUCACACUGAGAUCUGCCAAAAGUGAGGAGUCUCUGUCAUCCCAGGCCAGCGGGGCUGGCCUCCAGAGGCUGCACCGCCUGCGCCGACCCCACUCCAGCAGCGAUGCUUUUCCUGUGGGCCCAGCACCUGCUGGCUCCUGCGAGAGCUUGUCUUCUUCCUCCUCUUCCUCUUCCUCUUCCUCCUCCUCCUCCUCAGAGUCCUCAGCACCUGGCCUGGGGCCACUCUCUGGCUCCCCCUCACACCGCACCUCAGCCUGGCUAGAUGAUGGUGACGAACUGGAUUUCAGUCCACCCCGCUGUCUGGAAGGACUUCGGGGACUUGACUUUGAUCCCCUUACCUUUCGCUGCAGCAGUCCCACCCCAGGGGACCCUGCACCUCCUGCCAGCCCAGCACCUCCAGCCUCAGCCUCUGCCUUCCCACCUCGUGCAACCCCACAGGCUCUGUCACCCCAUGGACCCACCAAGCCUGCUUCGCCAACCGCCCUGGACAUCUCGGAGCCUCUGGCUGUGUCAGUACCACCUGCUGUCCUGGAACUGCUGGGGGCAGGAGGACCACCUGCCUCGGCCACCCCAACACCCGCUCUGAGUCCUAACCCGGGACUGCGCCCCCAUUUCAUUCCCCUGCUGCUGCGUGGAGCUGAGGCACAGCUAAGUGACACCUGCCAACAGGAGAGCAGCAGCAAGCCAGCGCCAGCCCGGGGAGCUCCUGGCCAGCACGGUCCUGGCGGCAUGGAUUCACCAUUAUUGCCCCCACCCUUGUCCCUGCUGCGCCCUGGUGGGGCCCCACCCCCUCCCCCUAAGAACCCAGCGCGCCUCAUGGCCCUGGCCCUGGCUGAGCGGGCUCAGCAGGUAGAACAACAGAGCCAACAAGAGCAGGGGGGCACCCCACCUGCUCCCCACUCCCCAUUCCGACGCUCACUCUCCCUAGAAGUGGGUGGGGAGCCUGUGGGGACUUCAGGGAGUGGGCUACACCCUCCCUCCUCAGCCCACCCAGGUGCCUGGGCUCCAGGUCCCCCACCUUACCUCCCAAGGCAACAGAGUGAUGGGAGCCUGGUUAGAAGCCAGCGGCCCUUGGGGACCUCAAGAAGGGGUCCUAGAGGGCCUUCCCAGGUCAGUGCCCAUCUCAGGGCAAGUGGGGCUUACAGGGAUGCUCCAGAGAUGGCAGCCCAGUCACCAUGUUCUGUCCCCUCACAGGGUUCUAACCCCAGCUUCUUCUCAACCCCCAGAGAGUGUCUGCCGCCUUUCCUUGGUGUCCCCAAACAAGGCUUGUACUCUCUGGGUGCCCCAUCCUUCCCACCUAGCUCUCCAGCCCCAGUCUGGAGGAACUCUUUAGGCGCCCCCUCAGCGCUGGACAGGGGAGAGAAUCUGUACUAUGAGAUUGGGGGAGGGGAGGGGACCUCCUACUCAGGCCCCAGCCGGUCCUGGAGUCCGUUUCGCUCCAUGCCUCCCGACAGGCUCAAUGCCUCAUAUGGUGUGCUUGGCCAGUCACCACCGCUCCACAGGUCCCCCGAUUUCCUGCUCAACUACCCACCGCCCCCCUCCUGCUUUCCCCCGGACCACCUUACCACCUCAGUUUCCCAGCACCUUGCCCGGCGCCCUACCCGGCCUGAACCACUCUAUGUCAACCUAGCCCUAGGGCCCAGGGGACCUUCACCUGCCUCCUCUUCCUCCUCCUCUCCUCCUGCCCACCCCCGAAGCCGGUCAGAUCCUGGGCCCCCUGUUCCCCGUCUCCCUCAGAAACAGCGGGCUCCUUGGGGUCCCCGUGCCCCCCAUCGGGUGCCUGGACCUUGGGGCUCUCCUGAGCCUUUCCUGCUCUGUAGGCCAGCUCCGCCGUCCUAUGGGAGGGCAGGGGAGGUCCAAGGAUCCUUGUACAGAAAUGGAGGACACAGAGGGGAGGGGGCUGGUCCCCCUCCUCCUUACCCCACCCCCAGCUGGUCCUUACAUUCAGAAGAACAGACCAGAAGUUACUGCUGAGAUAGGACCAGGAAAGGACCCUCCCCGCAUUCGAUCUUGGCCCAAGUCAAUCCCUUGUUUUGUAUUUUCUUGAGCUCACCGCCCUAUCCCAGGUUUCUAACUUUGUAAAUUGCUCUGAUGUGGGUCCCUAAGCCCCAAUCAUUGUGUCCCUAUCAUGGAUUGCAGGAUAUGACCACCCCACCUCCCUCCUGGAGCCCUUGCACAAUUGGGGGGGGGGGCGGGCAAGGCUGACACCCUGUCCUCCUCCCUCUGGGAGCCUCCAGCCUGUACACAGAGGGUGGGGAGACAGUUCUUGCUCACCCCUCCCCAUACACCCCACCCACUAAACCACCUGACGACAUUAAUGAAUAAAAAUGGCAGAAAUGUG
Molecule: messenger RNA, 5051 nt
Organism: Apodemus sylvaticus (European woodmouse)
Lineage: Eukaryota; Metazoa; Chordata; Mammalia; Rodentia; Muridae
Gene: Arhgap33
Product: Rho GTPase activating protein 33
Exons: 21
Coding region: 755-4684 (1309 amino acids)
Biological process (GO): small GTPase-mediated signal transduction
Cellular component (GO): fibrillar center; nucleoplasm; Golgi apparatus
Molecular function (GO): GTPase activator activity; protein binding; phosphatidylinositol binding
Source: RefSeq, a predicted model, not a curated record